AUGCCCAGCCCGCUUUCUGCAGCCCUGCGGCCGCGCUGCUCUGUGCGUGGACCCGUCCCGCGUCGGUUGGUCUCCAGUCCCCGAGCCGCGGACCCGACCCGCUGCAGCCGCGCACCCUCCACCCGCUGCAGGCGCGGCCCGAGCGCUGCCCAGUUGACUUUUUCACCAUGAUCCCCUGCAGAGCAGCGCUGUCUUUUGCCCGAUGUCUGAUCAGAAGAAAAAUCGUCGUCAUGGACGGCCUAGAAGAUUCCAAAUUAAGCCGUUGCUUAUCCACCAUGGACCUCAUUGCCCUGGGGGUUGGAAGUACCCUCGGUGCUGGGGUUUACGUCCUGGCUGGGGAGGUGGCCAAGUCGGAUUCAGGCCCCAGUAUCGUCCUGUCCUUCCUCAUCGCCGCCCUGGCUUCGGUGAUGGCCGGCCUCUGCUACGCUGAAUUUGGGGCCCGAGUUCCCAAGACGGGGUCCGCCUAUCUGUACACGUAUGUUACCGUUGGCGAGCUGUGGGCCUUCAUCACCGGCUGGAACCUCAUUUUAUCCUAUGUGAUCGGUACAUCAAGUGUUGCAAGAGCUUGGAGUGGCACCUUUGAUGAACUUCUGAACAAACAGAUUGGCCAGUUUUUCAGGACGUACUUCAAUAUCAAUUAUACCGGCCUUGCAGAGUAUCCGGACUUCUUUGCUGUCUUCCUCAUAUUGCUCCUAUCAGGUCUUCUAUCUUUCGGGGUAAAAGAGUCUGCUUGGGUGAACAAAAUCUUCACAGCUGUCAACAUCCUGGUCCUUCUCUUUGUUAUGAUUGCUGGGUUUGUGAAAGGAAACGUGGCCAACUGGAAGAUUAGUGAAGAAUUUCUCAAGAAUAUAUCAGCAACUGCCAGAGAGCCACCUUCUGAAAAUGGAACAAGUCUCUACGGGGCCGGUGGCUUCAUGCCGUACGGCAUUUCGGGAACGUUGGCCGGGGCUGCAACCUGCUUUUAUGCCUUUGUGGGAUUUGACUGCAUUGCAACAACUGGUGAAGAGGUCCGGAACCCUCAGAAAGCUAUUCCUAUCGGAAUUGUGACUUCUCUGCUUGUUUGCUUCAUGGCCUAUUUUGGGGUCUCUGCAGCCUUAACACUUAUGAUGCCUUACUACCUCCUCGAUGAAAAGAGCCCCCUUCCUGUAGCAUUUGAGUACGUUGGAUGGGGUCCCGCCAAAUACGUCGUGGCUGCGGGCUCCCUCUGUGCGCUGUCAGCAAGUCUUCUUGGAUGCAUUUUCCCAAUGCCUCGUGUAAUCUAUGCUAUGGCGGAGGAUGGGUUGCUUUUCAAAUGUCUAGCUCAAAUCAAUUCCAAAACGAAGACACCAAUAAUUGCUACUUUAUCAUCGGGUGCGGUGGCAGCGGUGAUGGCGUUUCUUUUUGACCUGAAGGCACUCGUGGACAUGAUGUCCAUCGGCACUCUCCUGGCCUAUUCUCUGGUCGCAGCCUGCGUCCUCAUCCUCAGGUACCAGCCCAGUCUGUCGUACGAGCAGCCCAGAUACUCUCCUGAGAAAGAAGCUCUGGAGUCGUGCGCCGGGGCGGACUCGGAAAGCGCGUCCCAGGUCACCAUGCUGCAGGGACCCGGUUUCAGCCUGCAGACCCUCUUCAGCCCCUCGGCUCUGCCCACAAAGCAGUCGGCUUCUCUCGUGAGCUUCCUGGUAGGAUUCCUGGCCUUCCUCGUGUUGGGCCUGAGUAUUCUGACCACGUACGGAGUCCAGGCCAUCGCCAGGCGGGAAGCGUGGAGCCUGGCCCUCCUGGUGCUGUUUCUUGUCCUCUGCAUUGCCAUUGUCCUCACCAUCUGGAGGCAGCCCCAGAAUCAGCAUAAAGUAUCCUUCAUGGUCCCAUGCUUACCAUUUCUGCCAGCGUUCAGCAUCCUGGUGAACAUUUACUUGAUGGUCCAGCUGAGUGCGGAGACUUGGAUCAGAUUUAGCAUUUGGAUGGCGCUUGGUUUCCUGAUUUACUUCACUUACGGCAUUCGACACAGCCUGGAGGGGAAUUCAAGAGAUGAAGAUGAUGAUGAAGACUCGUAUUCAGACAACAUGAACGCAGCAACCAAAGAAAAAGCUGCCAUUCAAGCAAAUGACCAUCACCAAAGAAACCUCAGUUUACCUUUCAUACUCAAUGAAAAGACGAGCGAAUGCUAACGCUUGUAGGAGCCGAACAGGUCAUAGUCUUAAUGUAUGUAUCCUACACUGAGCAAACCGGCAGGAUGUCAUCACCAUGCUAACUUGUCACGGGUUUGCUGCAGACAUAGUUCACCCUAAUUUAUACUCCCCUGGACAGCACCUCCUCAGGUGGUGGAUUACACCUGGGGAAACCUGAGCUCUCUCCUAGUGCUAUCCCCCAGUGUGUGUGCAUGUGUGUAUGUGUGUGCAUGUGUGUCUGUGUUGGUAGAAGUUGUUGGUGUUUUACUGCUAUUGCUUUCCAUUUUUCCAGUGUUUGUCAUGAUUUGGGGUCACAUGGUACACAUACUGAAAUGGAGGUGAUCACUGAAUCAAAGAGCGUUUUGUAUGUGCGUGGUAUUGUCAGGGAAAUGACUGUUGCUUUUCCUUGUUAGAUUUCAUUAAUGUCAACUUAGAACAGGCCACAGAUGCAGUUCCUCAUCUGGGAGUCUGUCAUUGGUUAGGAGUAAGAGGCGGGGGUAAGACAUGAGCCUGUUCUGUAACUUACAAAUGCCAAGUUACAAAUUACUUUUAAUUCCGUCCUUGUUCUAAAAGUCACUUAAAAUAAGCCAAUAGCGUCUCCCAGAUCACACAGCUGGUGGAAUGGUUCAUACUUUUUCCCAUUAUUUAAAAACGAAUCAGACAAAGAAUUCACUCCUCUCUUUCUACCAUUAUUUUGUCUUGUCCUGGAGAUGAGGGCUACAGUAGCAAAUUCUUACAUGCAAAAGAGGAAAAGAUGAAGGGAUGAAAGAAGGGAAAUUCCUCUGUUCUAAUUUUAAAGUGCCUAUUCAGAUAUUAGAGAGCAUUUGGCUCAGUUCAAGGCGUUCAGGUCUGAUUUGGCUGUUCCUUCUGGAAACAUUUAGGGAUGUUUUUCGUUCCCCACCCCAUAGUAGUCUAGCACUUUUAAUUUCAUUUAUUUUUAAAUGGUCACACUAAAGCUAUUCAUACAAGCUCCAGUAUUCUAUCAGUGGUUGGCCAAUAAAAUAUUUUGGCUAAAUACAUGAUUGUUUAAAACUUUACGUUAAAAAAUUAACCAAAUUAAAGCUAUAGAAGACAGUAACCUUUCUAUGAAUAAAUAAUUUGUUUUUUGUAAGAUUCUCUAAAUACCAUAUUUUACUUUGUAGGGUUCUCUGAUAAUAGACUGUUUAUCUGCAGUGUGAUUUGCUUCUCAUGAGUUGUUUUUCUUACAAAUCAUUAAAUGGUCGACCAGAUGAGAGCAAAGGCUCAAUACUUGUAUAGCUGGGUUGCAUUCCCGGGACAAGCGCUGUCAAGCACACCAGUUGGCCAGCCUCAUCCAGAAACAAGAAAAACGUUUCUGACAGCCCUUCUAAGAGAUCAGUUAUUGUAUUGAUGCCAUUAAAAAGCCAGUCGUGAUCGAAUUGUCUAACCAAGACCUUGUUGUGGUUAAAUAUCAAACCAACGGGUAGAAAGCCUGGGUUCUGGGCUGCUAGACUCCUGGCGUCCCUGACAUAGAACUCAGUACUGACAUUCCACAAUUCCCGGGUGUUCAUGGCAAAAUCUGCGGCUGAGAAUUCUCUUCCAAGCUGCGUGUUUCCCUGGAGAGGCAGGUGGUAUAGGAGACUUGUACGGACUGUAGCGACGCUCGGAGACCUUUGCUAUCGGAGCCGUGAGGACCCCUUGUACCCCAUUAUCAAUCUAGAAUAGGCCCUCCACACAGAGAACGUGAGGUACUUCUUAUAUGAAUAUUUAACUCUUUUGUUGUAACAAAAUCAAGAAAUCUGUUUAGAAUGUGAUAGGCAGCUAAAACUGUUAUGCCCCACAUGUUCAUUUACAAGCAGAAUUCAGUUAAAAAUUACUUUUCCACAUUGAAACACUUUGCAAACACAAAUGUCUAUGUAGAGAUGCUUUGUCGGUGACUGUGUUUUUUUUCCUUUGAAGACUCAAACGUGUGUCUGUAUGUGCAAGUGUGUAUAUAUUAUAUAUAUAUGUAUAUGUAUGUCUGCGUAUUUCAAAUGUGAGUGUAAAAGUCAGUUGGGUUUAUGAUGGGCUUUGGAAAGAAUACCAUUGUGUGGAUAAAAAAAAAAACACCCAACUGAUGUAGAGAAAAUAUAAUGUUUUGUAUUGAUGGGUAUGCUUAUAUACAAUGUUUAGGUUUUAAAGUAUUUUGAAAUGCACAGUGAUUUUAUAUAGAUGAUAUUUUCUAUAGAUAGAUUCUUAAGAAAGCGAUAUUUAUAAUGUUUCUAAGACGAAAUCACUAAACUCUAGUUCAUUGUAACAGGUGCUUUCUAAUCUGAAAUGGAGGAGGGUAGGCACAUUAGGGUGCUUCUGUUUACUUGUCUCUGUGGUACCUUUUCUGCAUCUCUGUCCUGGUACAUCUAGGAAAAGCUGGUACUGCCAGUGCUGGUACCACCUCCCUGUUCCUCCACUUGCACUAUAACCUUUUGAACAAAAUGUUGUUUUUCCUUUCUUAGGAUCACCAAAGUGUGUUUUGUGGAUUUCACUAGUCAUUAAUCACACUUCUGUGAAAUCCUCUCCAGAAAUCAAAAAGUACAUAUACACAUCCUCUUAACUGGGAGUGCCUAAAAACAGCUUACAUUACUUUCCUUUUUUUUUUUUUUUGCACUAGUAAAUAUGUUCUCUUGAUAUUUUCAGUGAGAAACUUCUUCACUGAAAAUAUUUGUAUACUCUUUUAAAAGAGAAGAUGGUUUGUGAAUGGCCAUGCAAAGGUCAUUCCUACCCUACAUUUAACAAGGUGGCUGUGCAGAUUCAAGUUUAAAAAUUAUUUAUGAGAAAACUUAUAUUAGAGCUUUUGAUGUAUACUGAAAUGUAGAUCAUUGCAUAGUCACAUUUUCCCCAGAGACAAAUAUCAGGAUAAACUAAGUCCAGAACAUCAUUUGGGGUAUGUACAUUAUAAGAAAACUAAUGUUGAGAUUAUAUAUAUAUAUAUAUAUAUAUAUAUAUAUAUAUAUAUAUAUGUAAAACUUGACUAUUACCAGCCAUAGUUGAUGUAACAUACUCAUUUCAGAAUUGUCUUCCUUCAAAAGACAAGAGCCUCUUCAUUUUCCUGGGGAAAAAAAGAUUUUAAAUAUUAGCCAAAAUAUUAUUGAAUUUGCAGGUAGUUGUUACAAUAUUUGGAAUUCGAAUCUAUACUCAUCAAGUUGUUUUCUCACGUAUUGGAAUGCUUAGCAAGGAGAAUAAGGGACAGGGCUCACCCUCCACUGCUGAGAAUGCCGCAGGGAGCGGUCGGCCUUAUCUUCUUUCCUCUUAAACCGGGGCCAGAUUCCAGAUUACAAACCACGUGAUAAAGUUGUGCCCGGUCCCACCUCUCCCUUCCCUGUGCGGUUGCUCACAGCGUUCUCUGCCUGAUUUCUCCUGAUGUGCUUCAAGUUAACACCAGCAAUAUAGUUUCCACAGAAUUUUAAAGGGUUGGAUUGCACAUCAUGGAGUAUGAAAAUUAACAAGAUUAGUGUGGAUUUGAGUUUUUACUAGUGCCAAAAUACAAUAGUGCCUUCCUUCUCUGUAUAUUUUCUACUUUCCUUCUCUAACAUGUCCUAACCCAUCCAGGGGAAAUGUACCCAAGUGCAGGUAGUGCAUGAUGCCAGCACAGGUCAUUUUUUAAUGUAGAUUUGGAAGUAAGGUUGCUUGCCUUUGUUGUUCAGCUGUGUUGGGUUUUUGUGUUUUUUUCCCCCCCCCUCAUAUAAUUAUGUUUAAACAUUUUUAAAUGGCUUUCUGUGUUCUGGGUUUUAAGAGGCCUUCUCUGUUAUUGUUGUGGUUGUUGGUUUCGUUGUUGGUUUUUGUAACAUUCAUUAUUGUUUAUAUAUGUACACAGUUUAGUCUUACUGAUUUCAAAUGCAUGGGCUGGCUGUGGCUCAACCCAGUUGGCAACCCUAUUUGCUGGGAGCACUCUACUUAGCUUUUAUUCACUAUGGCUGGGGCCACGGACACAAUCUCUGGUCUUAAAGAGCCGUCACUGACCACUGGGGCCCCGUGGGGAUCAUAAACCAGGACCCUGGGCUGGUUCCAGGAUCAUGCAGCCUGCAAAGUACGGGCGUCCAUAGCUACCUGUUGGGUGGGGUCUUGGCAUGACAGGGGAGUAUAUGAAGUAAAAGACUUCACAUGAAAGUAAGGUAGUUUGCGGUCCACAAUAUCAGUUCCAAAUACCCCACUAGUGCAUCAAGGUAAAUGAUCAGGACGAAGGAACCUCUGUGUCUCACAGGAGGGAUGGCUGCUUCCUGGAACUGGCACCAUAGGGCGUGGCUUACUGCAAUCCCUGGACUGCCACUGACAGCCUUGGGUGGAACUGCAUGGGCCAAGGUUCAGUUGAUGAAGCACCUUGUAUGACCAACAGGGUGGUGCCUCUGGCCCAUGCCUGGUUAACAGGCUCUUCAUCUUUGUGUCCACCAGGGGUGCCCAGUUGUUCUAUUGCUUUAUCUUGUUACCAUUGUACUCAAUAGAAACUGUAGAUAGGGCCCCAAACCCUACAGAAAUUCUGUGUCUGUAAAAACCAACAGAUGCAUCAGAUUUGUGAGAAUGUAAAGAUGUGUUUGUUGAGUAGGUAAUUUUAAAGUUAAAUGUUUUUAAUGAUAAUCAGCGUUCCUUUUUACUUAUGAAGUUGGAUUAUUUUUUAGAAUUUGUAAUAAAUGAAAACUGUUGCUGCUUUACCACUGUAAAAUAGGCUUUCUAAUGUGACCAUGUAUUUUUUAAAUAAAUUUUAAUACAUCUUGUAA
Myotis myotis is the source of this 6850-nucleotide messenger RNA. RefSeq names its product solute carrier family 7 member 2 (gene SLC7A2). NCBI's taxonomy places the organism in Eukaryota, Metazoa, Chordata, Mammalia, Chiroptera, Vespertilionidae. The coding region runs from base 168 to 2144 and encodes 658 amino acids. Gene Ontology annotation, cellular component: plasma membrane. Gene Ontology annotation, molecular function: amino acid transmembrane transporter activity. The record is from RefSeq and is a predicted model, not a curated record. The transcript is spliced from 12 exons. Gene Ontology annotation, biological process: transmembrane transport; amino acid transport.